AUGAACCUGGAUACUUUGUUCCAACAAAUUGAGCUCACAGGAAAGAAGGCAGGAGAGAAGAGGCGCCUCAUACAACAAGUUAAAUUUGACAUAAACAAAUGUAAUGAAAAAACUAACCAACUAAAAGAAGAGCUGAACACUGCAAAGAUAAAAUUAGAAACUAAGGUUCAACAGCUGUCUGAAAAAAUGUUCUUCUUAGAAAUUUUGAAGAAACGUGAAGACAGCUUAGAGAAACAGAAAGCUGAACUUAUAAACCAGAAAAGCAUUCUUCUCCAAAACUUAACAGAUGCAAAGAGAAAAAUGACUGAAGAGGAAGAUAAUUUUACUAGGGAAGUAACAGAGUUUAAUGAUGAGUAUGGACUAGCAAGCAAUAGAGAACUUCUGAUUAAAAAAAAAGUCAAGACUGAAAUAAAUGAUUUAGAGAAUGAAGCUGCUAUGUUAAAAAAUGAAAUGGAGACAAUGGAACAUAAGAAUGUUCAUUUAAAUGCGCUCCAGCUGCAGAAGAAUGAAUUAAAGCAGGAAUUAUUUACUCUCAAAAGUGAACUCGAAGACCUUGAGAAAUUAAUCAAGGAGGCUGAAGGAACGAUGAAAGAUUUAGAAGCAGAAAAAGUCCAAGUGACUGAAAAACCUCAGACCAAUCCAGAAUGUUUAAGGCUUAAGAAAGAACUGGAAAACUACAAAGACGAUGACUGGGAAAGCAUCUAUGAGACUCUUCGAGCAGAAGUCGAAAUGCUGCAAAUGAAACUAUCACAGAAAAAGUCUUCAGACAAGUGA
Molecule: messenger RNA, 774 nt
Organism: Tympanuchus pallidicinctus (lesser prairie-chicken)
Lineage: Eukaryota; Metazoa; Chordata; Aves; Galliformes; Phasianidae
Gene: CCDC172
Product: coiled-coil domain containing 172
Exons: 8
Coding region: 1-774 (257 amino acids)
Cellular component (GO): cytoplasm
Source: RefSeq, a predicted model, not a curated record